Molecule: messenger RNA, 1517 nt
Organism: Spinacia oleracea (spinach)
Lineage: Eukaryota; Viridiplantae; Streptophyta; Magnoliopsida; Caryophyllales; Amaranthaceae
Product: protein trichome birefringence-like 1
Exons: 4
Coding region: 115-1353 (412 amino acids)
Cellular component (GO): Golgi apparatus
Molecular function (GO): O-acetyltransferase activity
Source: RefSeq, a predicted model, not a curated record
AUUAUGUGAAUAGUGCAAAAAGUCAAAACGGUGCGAGUAUUAAGGGACAGAGGGAGUAUAUAAUUAUGAUCCAUAAACCCAUCUAAAGCAACCAAAAAAAAAACAUUAUAACGUAUGGAGUUGAAAUCCACCAUCAACUACACAUGGAAACUCUGCAUAAUCGCGAGUUUAUUUGGUUGCAUAAUCCUUAUCCUUUAUCUCAAUGAAAAUGUCCAAAAUCUAACCAGAAGCACUGUGCUCGAAUUUAGUCAAUUCACCACCAUUUCCAACCCUUCCAAUCAACCAUCUUCCAUAGCUAGCCUGAUCAUACAACAAAAGUCAACAACAAACAAGAUUACUACAAAGAAGUGUAACAUGUUUGAUGGGAGAUGGGUUUACAAACCAGAUCAGAAGCCUUAUUAUGAUACAAAUACGUGUCCGUUCAUUGAAGAAAAGAUGAACUGCCAAGCCAAUGGAAGGCUGGAUUUCGAGUAUGACAAGUGGAGAUGGGAACCUAAACAUUGUGAUAUACCAUUAUUUAAUGGAAGAGAUAUGCUUGAAAGGCUUAGAAACAAGAGGAUGAUAAUGGUUGGAGACUCGCUAAAUAGAAAUAUGUGGGAGUCUCUAUCUUGCCUUUUGUAUACCUCUGUUCCUUCCUCAAGAGUUGAUGUCCAUGCUAGCGGUUCCGAUUAUAAGGUGUUGAAAGCUAAGGACUACAAUGCUACAAUAGAAUUUUAUUGGAGCCCAUUUUUGAUCGAAUUCGAUAAAACCCACAAAAGUGGGAAAAAGGUACUUGUGUUGGACAAGGUUUCACCCAACUCCAAGCAAUGGGAAGGAGCUGAUGUUAUGGUAUUUAACUCAGGGCAUUGGUGGACUCACACUCGAAAAUUGAAAGCGUGGGAUAUAUUUGAAUACAAAGGAAAACUAUCGGAAAAGAUGUCGAUAGACCUAUCCUACAACCGGGCCAUGAAAACAUGGGCAAAAUGGGUCGAACAGAAUGUAGAUCCAAAGAAAACAAAUGUGAUAUUUAGGAGCAUUUCACCACAACACACCGGAGAACCAUGGUGCUACAACUUCACCCAACCUUUCAUGGACGAUUCCUUUGAAAACGCUUACCCUAAAUCAUUGAUCAAUAUCAUCGAGAGUUUAAUCGAUGGAAUUAGCAAAGUACAAGUAAAGUACUUGAACAUAACCAAGCUUACGGAGUAUAGAAUUGAUGCACAUUCAUCAGUGUAUUGGAGCAACACCAUAUGGAAGGCGGUUGCCUCCAAAAAUAAGGAAUUUCUUUCAUCUUAUGCUGAUUGUAUACACUGGUGCCUUCCCGGUUUGCCUGAUACCUGGAAUCAAUUAUUAUACGCCUCUCUAUUUUUUUGAUACUUAGAAAAUACUCUAGUGUACUGUCGGACAACUUUUUUAUGUAGUUCACCAUUGAUUUUGUAUUCCCAAUUCUGUACAUUUAGAAGCGCAUAAAUCAAGGAUUUGAGAUGUUUUGUGCAUGUUAGGCCCCUGUUUAGUUCACUUUAUUUCAGGACCUUGUU